Parathielavia appendiculata is the source of this 840-nucleotide messenger RNA. RefSeq lists its product as uncharacterized. The record is from RefSeq and is a predicted model, not a curated record. The transcript is spliced from 6 exons. The coding region runs from base 1 to 840 and encodes 279 amino acids. Lineage: Eukaryota; Fungi; Ascomycota; Sordariomycetes; Sordariales; Chaetomiaceae.
AUGGCUCCUGCAGAGGGCGACUUUGACGGCAAUGAUUUUGCUUACAGCCUUUUCAGUGACCUGGUUCCCCUCUUGACCUUGUUCGGAGAGCAAGUCACCAAGCAGUUCCUCUCAUUGAGCAUGGGCUGGGCAGGCAACAUUCUGCUGGCUAUGGGGCCUCUUAGGAUUUUGACCAUCGACGUCGGCGUCAUUCGAGUUGGUGGAGUGACAGGGCUCAAGGCCAUCAUCGGAAGAGUGCUGGGGCCAGAGAAGAGGCCCACUGCUGAAAUGGAAUUGCUUUCGUCAACAUCCUUGGAAGUAUGCGAGCUCUGGACGGGGAGAGAGAUCGUGCGGCUACGCGGGCAGCCCCAGAUGUCCCUACCGAUCAUCAUCACUGCCGAUGCGAGGAUUCUACCUUUUGACGAGGGGCCGAGCGCUUGGAAAUAUCUGAGGUUGAAACGAAGAACCCCAGAUGGCGCCGGCUUAGCCACCUAUUAUUGGAACUGGGACGAAAUCCCCAACCCGGGCUCAACGUACGGAUAUCCUUGUUACCUCGUCGGUACUAUCCUUCACUGGGCUGGCGUGGCUUUCUGCGGACACGUUGUAGAGUCAGCCAGCAUGGGAAACCCAUUUCGUUGCACUCCGGCCAUGCGCAAGAACGUGCAUUAUGCACGUCCAGCAAGCUUAUUCGUCGUGCAGUUCACUGGCCUCAGAGGAUCCCGUUGGUCUGCCGCGGUCGUGCAAUUGGGGGUGACGUUGAUCAUGACGGGCAGGAUGGGACACGUUCCUGAAGCAAUGGCAACUGGGACGCGAAAUUUGCGCGCGGACAUGGACUCGAAGCCAGGAGGAAUCCACUGGUAA